Messenger RNA from Hemiscyllium ocellatum (epaulette shark), 10958 nucleotides. RefSeq names its product microtubule-associated protein 1Aa (gene map1aa). Gene Ontology annotation, biological process: microtubule cytoskeleton organization; regulation of microtubule depolymerization; axonogenesis. The record is from RefSeq and is a predicted model, not a curated record. The coding region runs from base 363 to 10361 and encodes 3332 amino acids. Gene Ontology annotation, cellular component: cytosol; microtubule; synapse. The transcript is spliced from 5 exons. Lineage: Eukaryota; Metazoa; Chordata; Chondrichthyes; Orectolobiformes; Hemiscylliidae. Gene Ontology annotation, molecular function: actin binding; microtubule binding.
GCCAGAAGACCCUUCACCACAAGAGUGACGUCCUAGAGACCGUGGUCCUAGUUAACCCUGCUGAAGACACAGUCGCCUCUGAGGUUCACUCACUCGUGACAGACCCAUCCCGCCACAAGCUCUUGGUACUCUGCGGACAAACCUCCGACCAAGGAGGAGACCUCAUCCUGCAAACCGGAACCUACUCCUUUCAAAGAUUCAUUGAGACUUUCGCAGACUCAGAGGUUACAGAAAUACUGAGCAGUACUGACCUCGACACAAAGGCCUGCAUAACCAUCUGCCACUCUGGAGACGGAGACUGGAGCGAGCUCGAACAGCAUAACCUGCAGGGUUUCAUCCACAUCAAAGUGAACCCUGCUCCCAUGCUGCCAGAGAUGGACGGCGUCUCGGAGUUCACGGAAUACCUCACGGAAUCGGUGGAGGUUCCCUCGCCCUUUGACCUACUGGAGCCUCCGACCUCCGGGGGCUUCCUCAAGUUGUCCAAACCUUGCUGCUACAUCUUCCCCGGGGGCAGGGGCGACUCGGCGCUUUUUGCCGUGAAUGGCUUCAACAUCCUCGUGGACGGGGGCUCCGACAGGAAGUCUUGCUUCUGGAAGUUGGUCCGUCACUUGGACAGGAUUGACUCCAUACUGCUGACGCACAUAGGCGCUGACAAUUUACCCGGCAUUAAUGGACUGCUCCAGAGAAAGAUUGCAGAGCAGGAUGAGGAACAAUCACAGGGAUCCACCACGUACAGUGACUGGAUCAAGAACCUUAUCUCUCCUGAGUUGGGAGUGGUAUUUUUCAAUGUGCCUGACAAAUUAAAGAUGCAUGAAUCCUCUAUGAAGGUUAAAAGGAGCAUUGAAGAAGCUUGUCUAACAUUACAGUACUUAACCAAACUGGGUAUCAAGCCAGAACCUCUCAACAGGGUUGUGGGUGCCACAAUUGACCCCAUCCCAUUGUUCCACAAGAUGGGAGUUGGAAGGCUAGAUAUGUACAUUCUUAACCCAGUGAAAGACAGCAAGGAAAUGCAGUUCCUGAUGCAGAAGUGGGCGGGCAACAGCAAGGCCAAAACCGGCAUCGUCCUACCAAAUGGCAAGGAAGGGGAGAUUUCAGUCCCUUACCUCACAUCCAUCACAGCUCUAGUUGUGUGGCACCCCGCCAACCCAACAGAGAAGAUAGUUCGCGUCUUGUUCCCCGGCAACGCCCCCCAGAACAAAAUCUUGGAAGGGCUGGAGAAACUGAAACACUUGGACUUCCUCAAAUACCCGGUCGCCACGCAGAAGGACCUUUCGGCUGGCCUGGCGACGCCCGUCGUGAAGCAGACCAAGAUGAGGCAAAGGACAGACAGCAAAGAGAGCCUCAAAUCUUCACCCAAGCCUUCACUGGCCAGGGCAGCAAAGAAGGAGGAACCAGCCGAGGAGACCCCUCUGAAACAGCUCGACGUUAAGACGGAGGAAGUGAAGGAAGACAAGCCAGAAAAGAAAGAGGAGAAGAAGGCAAAAUCUGACGUGGAAAAGGCAGCAACAGACACGAUCAAAACAGAAAAGAAAAAGUUGGUCAAGGAGAAGACCAUCAAAAAACACACCAAAGACAAACUGGCCAAAUCGGAAGAAAAGAAGGACAAAGAGAAAAAGGAGAUCAAAAAGGAGAGGAGGGAGGUGAAGAAGGAAGAUGCAAAAAGGGAAGAGAAGAAGGAGGUUAAGAAAGAAGAGAAAAAGAAAGAAAAAGAGGCCAAGAAGGAAUCUAAGAAAUCCAUCAAAGCUGACUUAAAGCCUUUCACACCCGAGGUGAGGAAAACCUUACACAAGGUCAAAGGGCCAGGCAAGAAAAUCGACUCCAGUAAAACAAAAGCAGCAAAAGAUUCCAUCGUGGAGCAAAAGAGUGAGCCCACGGCCCCUGACACCCUGAGGACUGAGCAAGCAGCCACCCAUUUACAGGAGGAGAGAUCCAUCAUGUCGUCACCAGAGGAUCUGACCAAGGAUUUCGAGCAGUUGAGAAACGAAGAGGCAGCGAUGGUGGAGGUUGUCUCCGAGGAGCCAAGCAAAGGCCCUGUCCCUGUGGAAGGUACAACUCCUUUGGAAGUGGAGACCCUUCCUGAUAUGUUAGUGCCUAGCCCUCAGCAGGACAUGAUCAUAACACCAGCCAUUACUGACACAAAGGUCCCUCUGGUAUCUCCGGAUGAAGGGAUCAACACGACUGAUGUAGAGGGAGAAUCACCGCGUGACGAGCAGGUCAUUGGCCGACCUGAACCAAUGACCGUGGAGAGGUUUGAAGAUGAAGGUGCGGGGAUGGAAGAAUCAUUGGAAAUGAGUGAAUUGGAAGAGAAGGUAGUGAGGACAGAGAAGGACAAAGAGAGUUUUGUUAAGGAUGGUCUAGAAGAUCAAUUUGAUAAAGAGAAAGAUCUCUUUGUGAAGGAACAAGCCAAAACACCAGAAAAACCAGAAAGAGAGGUUGGAAGGAAGGAUGAAAUGGAGGAAAUGGAAAAGUGUGAAAGAUACAUUGAAGCACUGGGAGCAAAGGAGCAGGUGGAAGAGAGUGAGGGAGAAGAGGUGGUGGAGAAAGCAGAGCUGGAAGAAACUGUAGAAGGUCUAGAAGAAGACAAGAAGGUAAAAAUCAAAGAGAAAGUAGGAGCGCUUGAUGAUGACCUUAAAAUGAAACUUCAAGUCAGUGACAAACCACUCCAGGAUAUUACUGAAGGGGAGAAGCCUCCAACAGAGAAAAAAGAAAUUUCAACCCCAGGAGACAAAGGGGCUGGGGCUAAGGAAGAGCCCCCUGCAGCAGCCCACCCUGCUCCAGCAGGGGUAAUGGCCGAAGCAAUCUCAUACAUUCAGGACGAGACUAUCCCGGGCUACUCGGAGACUGAGCAAACCAUUUCUGACGAGGAAAUCCAUGACGAGCAGGAAGAUCAGAUGUCACACCUAAAGUAUGAAGCCGACACUUAUGAUAUCUCCGUGCCGGAUGACACAAAGUCAUUCGACGCGGUCCACGGGAUGAAGGAGAUGAAGGCUCUGUCGACGGCUGAUAUUGGCGUCAAGGGUUUUACCAGAGAGGAGCCUGUCGUCGUUGUGUACCCCUCGGAGAUUGUUGCUGCCCCGCUUGCUGAGGAGGAGCACAUCUCCUCUGCAGCUUCCAUCACCGAGUGUGACAAACUUUCCUCCUUCGCUACCUCGGUAGCGGAGGACCAGUCAAUGACCUCCGUAACUGCGCCCCAGACUGAGGAGACAGCAAAGAGCUCGCUGCUAUUGGACACCGUCAACAGCAUGGCCUCCUCUAGGACUGAAGCCACACAAGGCAGGGAUUAUGUCCCAUCCGCGGGCACGAUAUCCCCCACCUCCUCUCUGGAGGAGGACAAAUACUUUAAAUCUCCACCUUCGGAAGAUUUCCAUCCUGUGGCUGAAGUUGUUAAGACAGGUGAGGAGGAGUAUGAAGACCAGACACCAAAUGUAGAAGUCCCAACAAAACUAAGCGACCAAUACGCAGCAAUGUUUCCAGAAAAGAGCGCGCCCGCUCCCUACCUACUGGGUGAAUAUAUCACUGACAGCCAAAGCGCUGACUUCCAAAGCACUGAACAGAAACAUAAGCCUGCCUUGCAUUUUGAUGCAGAUUUGCCUGAAAGCGAUGACAAAUGCAUCAGCCCAGACGAUAGCACGGUGAAAAUGGCCUCACCGACUCAGUCAGGGCCAACUAGUGCUGGGCACACACCGUUCCAUCAGUCACCGGUUGAAGAAAGGACAGACUCUGUUGAGGCAGAACUCCUUGAACAGGUUCCAGACCAAACCACUUUUCACCCUGAGAAACCAGCACUCGGUGAAGACACAAUACUACCUAGUUCACAGCAGAGCCCUCUUAGCGACCUGCCAAUGAAACCGGAGCUAUUCAGAGAACAUUUCCUGCCUUAUUCACCCAUUGUCCUGGACUCUGAUGCCUACGAGCCUGAGCUGACUUCAAAAGAGAAAAUGCUUCAUGAGCAGGAACUGCGAGCGACAGAAAAAAUGGAGAAAGACGCACACGAGACUGAACAUGCGCCGACUGAGAAACUGGAGAGGGAUGUUCAAGAGAAGAAACCUACCCCGGACAAAGUGACAGAAGCAAAAAUCGAACCUGCAGAUACCCGAAUACACGAGGAAGAGUUCAGAGAGAAAAAAGUAGAUGUUGCAAAAGUUGCGGAGGACAAACCUGCCAUUGGAGAACAGGCAGCAACAGGAAUCCCAGAGCCCAAACCACCAGAUGCUAAAACAAUAGCAUCAGCAAUUCAGGAGCACAGACCUGAAGUAAUUGAAAAACUGGAUAAUAAAGACUUGGAGAAAAAAUCUCCUGAUACUGAAAAAGCGACGAUAGAAGUUGCAGAAAAGCAACUUGCAGAUUCCGAUAUCAAGGAUAGAUUGGAGCCAGAAAAAUCCCUUAUCGACACUGGCAAAGUAGAAAGAGAGGAGUUAGAGAAGAAAAUUGAAGAUCUUGGAAAAGAGGAUAAAGAAGGUUUGGAAAAGAAACCUGGAGAUUUUGGAAUAACGGAAAAAGAGGAUGUGAAAAAGAAACUUGUAGAUGUUGGAAUAAUAGAAAAAGAGGAUACGGAAGAGAAACUUGGAGAUGUUGGAAAAGUAGAAAAAGAGGAAAAGAAACUUGUAGAUGUUGGAAAAAUAGAGAAAGAGGAUACGGAAGAGAAACUUGAUGUUGGGAAAAUAGAAAAAGAGCAUGCAGAAAAGAAACUUGAGGAUGUGGGAAAAGUAGAAAGAGAAGAUGUGGAAAAGAAAAUUGGAGAUGUUGAAAUAAUGGGAAAAGAGGAUUUGGAAAAGAAACCUGAAGAUGUUACAAAGGUAGAAAAAGAAGACUUGGGAAAAAAAAUUGGAGAUGUUAAAAAAUUAGAAAAACAGGAUGCUGAAAAGAAAAUUGAUGUUGACAAAGUAGAAAGAGAGGACAUGGAAAAGAAACCUGGAGAUGAUAAGAUGGAAAAAGAAGAUUUGGCAAAAACAGCAAUAGAUUUGGAAAAGAAAAUUGGGGAUGUUGGAAAACUGGGAAAAGAGGAUAUGGAAGAGAAAUCUGAAGAUGUUGGAAAAGUAGAAAAAGAGAUUUUGGAAAAGAAAAUUGGAGAUGUUGGAAAACUGGAAAUAGGAGACUCAGCAAAAGAGCCAUUAGAUUUGGAAAAUAAACUUGGAGAUGUGGGAAAAGUCAAAAAAGAGGAUAUGGAAAAGAAACUUGGAGAUAUUGGAAUAAUGGGAAAAGAUGUGGAAAAGAAACCGGAGGAUUUUGGAAAGAUGGAAAAAGUUGAAGCUGAGACAAAAAUGAUCGAAGCUGAACCAGUGACCAGAGAGGAAACCCAACAACAGGCACCAUCCAUUGAAAAGGUGUGGGCAGAGGGUGUGGUGCAGAAGGUGGAAAAGGAGGACUUUGCAAAGAAAUCUGAUGAUGUUGAGAAGAUGGAUAAGGAGACACCAGAGAAGCAAACUCCAGAUGCCAAGAAGGGGGAAAAGGAGAUUGAGAAAACCAAAGUUAUGGAGGAAGAUGAUCUGGGCGAGGAUGUGUUAGUGAGUGAACUUAUGGCAUCUACAAAACCCGCACCAGACCAGGCACCUGCAGAGGUUGCGAAAAUGGAAAAAUGUGUACAGGAAAAGGAAGACUUGAUGGAAAAAGUGGGUAAAGACAUCCCACAGGAGGAAGUCAAACCUGUGAAAGAACAAUCAACAACAAAAAAAUUUCUCACUGAUAUCCCAGAGAAGGAACCUGCAACAAAAGCUGAUGAGCAACCAGACAGUUUCAAGUUUGAAUAUUCUCCAAUUGAUGGACCAGAAAGCUCCGUGAUUGAGCCACCAGGUGUACAAAAGGAUAAAGCAGAACUACUGUGUGAGACAAUCUGUUCAUCAGAAGAUGAAGAUCUACCUGUGAUUACAGAAAGCAAGACCAUACUUGCAGCUCAACUACCACCAACCACAGAAAAGGCACCGAUGCCAAAAAGUGAGGGAGACCUUUCUGUGCAGUCAACAGUUCCUAAGGACAUUUCACCAACAGACUAUCCAGGUGUUUCCGUGGAUAAGAUUACACCUGCAGAAGUAAAGGAACACGAUUGGUUACAAUCGGAUCCUUCUCUACAUCUUCAGACUGAAACUGCUACAGAGUCUGGUUUUCCCAAACUGGAAGUGAAAUCUGAAAUUCAGGAAGCUGAAUGCAUCCAUACUGCAGAAGAGAAGAAAAUGGAGAAACUAGAAAUAUGGGGAAGUGACAGUGCACGCAGCAGCCCGGAAGGAGAGCAGAAAUCUCCUUUAGAGGUUGGGAGCCACUCUGCGAGUGAGACUGAAUCAAUCAGCUCAUGUAUACAAUCUGCCAUUGAAUCAACUCCCUGGGAUCCAGCUUCCUACCAAUCGCAAUAUUAUUUGGAAAAGGAUUCUGCAGUUCCAACGCCGGAAUCCUCUUCAACCAAGUCAUCUCCACCAAAGGAUUCACUCACUGAAAAGGUAGAGACAGGGAUUGUAAGCGAACACCAGUAUUCCUCCAAUGGAGAUGACAAGGGAGAAGUUUCCAGUGAGCUUGAUUACUCUUGGACUACUGGGAAAAGUCCUGAAUCUGAGCACGUUGGAAUAUUUGAAAGGAAACCAGGUCCACACCAGGAGCUGAAGCCUUCGGUCCCAUCUCCUCCCGAACCUGCAGUUUCCUGGACUGGCACAGAGCAGCCCGUUCCUGCUGUUUCAUUGACAGGACGGGUGGCUGAAGAAAUAAUCAAGGAACCAACUGUGGAAAGCUUCACAACAGGAGAGAAGCAACAGGAAGGUCUUGCAGACGACGCUGUGUUUAAAGACAGGGAGCAAUCCCUGGAGCAAGAGGACAUGUAUCCUCCUCCUGGUGGGUAUGAGUACACAGCUAUUUUGAGAGAGAGUGAGGCUGAGAGUUCCAGCAAGUCAACACACCAUCCACUUGAAGCGUUAGGAGAUCCAUUGCUGCUGUUAGAUUCCCGGAAAGAAACUGGUCCCCAUCCCGUCACAGAAGUAGACUCCAGGACCACGCUGGAAGAUAUUUCAUCAAAAUCCCCUGACACUGGCAGGAAAGCCUUCACCUACGCCGAGAUCGAUGAGAAAGUCACUGCUCUAGGCCUUGAAAACCUGGCAAAGUCUCGGAGGGAAAUGGAAUCGAAAGGUUUUGACUAUCUCUCCCAGGAGAGAGAGCUGCCCUUUGAAAUGGCCUGGGACGCUGGAAAGGGCAUAGCACCCACCCAAAAAGACCUGUCACCUUGUAGCUUUUCAGCAGAGGAACCGACAACGCAGUCUCCGCUUUCGGAAGGCGAGCUGAGAUCUGAAGGGUCGGUUCAUUAUACAGAAAUUCCGGGCCUGCAUGGACCUCCAUCUCCAAUGUUGAAAGAAACCCCGUUGAGUGUGUUGGGACAGGAUAAAGGCAGGGAACUCAGUGAGUCGACAAUGGUAGCUGAGAAGGAUGGACAAACCAGAACAGACUCAGUCCAUCAUCCUGCUUGGCUCGAAGAGAGAGAGAGCCCAGCUCAAAGCAUCGCAGAUUCAAAACACAGGUCCACCCCAUCUCUGCCUUACACUGAGAUUUCCCAGUUAGACAUCAGUGCUCUGGGGAGCGGUGUCGAACCCACAUCGAUAAGGCCAAGGGAGCCAGAUUCCAAUGUCCUGGGCUAUUACGAGAAGGAAGUCGACGAAAGCAGCAGUGACUCGGAGCUAGAGAAAGGCGCCAAAGAGAAAUCCGAGAAAGAAUCUCCAUCAGGCAAAUCUCACCAAGAGAAGGAGCGGGGCACUUCCUACUCGGAGGUGCAGGAAGUGGGUGGGAUCACUCCGUGUCCCAGUGUUGACCAGCAGCCCUGGGCCCAGACCCUGAGUACAGUGGGUAGUGCCCGCCAACAAGACGAUGGCGAGGAGACCCAGAAGGAGCAGCAGCUACCGAAGUCCGAGAAAGAACAGUUCACUUUGAGCCGUGAGGAAAAGGACAUCUGGUGCCCCAGCGAUCCCGCGAGCUUCCCCCAUGGGCUGGAUACUCAGGGCCGCGACACAGGGCAUCAAGAGCAAUCCAGGGCCCGGCUGGAAAUGUCCCCCUUGGCAGAGCCCGAACGCAGUGUGCCACCUGAAGAGGUAGGGAAAGAUCCCGAUAAAGCCAGACUCCAGGAGGGACAGUCUACGGAAAAGCAGCUGAUGCCAGAUGCAUGCGUUCAUAGUCUGGAUCAGGAAUCUCCUGGAGCUAUUCCACACUCUGCAUCCACUGAGCCAUGGACAACUGACCCUGACAGGGUAAAGCAUUCCGGGCCUCUGUUUGAAUAUUCCUCCUUUAUGGAAGAGAGACCGUUCUCGGGAGCGCCGUUACAAGACGGCGGGAUAAAGGAUGAGUACUUGGAGGUGUCACCCAAAGGUGAAUCUCAGGCGUUACCCCUGAGUCCGUUCCUGGAGAGUAAACCAUUCCCACCGCCAGCUCCGGCGGAGCUGAGCAGUGAAAGCUUGUGGAAGGAAUCUUCAGCGGCUCCCUGUGCCUCAAUUCAGCUCCAACAAGACUCAGCAUCCUCCCAGCAGCCUCUCCCUCCUUCUGGUACCCCCUUGCUGUUGCCAGGAAUCCCCGGUGAAGCCAAGGGCAGGAGCCUGGAUGAGGUUUCUCCCCUGGUUCCAGCGGGUGAGGCAGUCUCCCAGCCCGUGGAAGCGGAGGACCCUCAGCCUCUGUCUGUGGAGCACGGCUCGGCCUACCUGUGCGACAUUGAAGACUCCACACUGUCCUGCAGGGUGGAGUGUCACAGGUCGGAGGCCCCACCCUCCGCCCCUGAAUCCAAACCAGAGAAGGAAGCGGUAGCUUCCGACACCAGGCAGCCACCAGAGGAGCGCGCGGUCUCUGAAACGGCGCUGGCUCAGCCACUGACCCUGUUCCAACCUCCUCCCCCAACCCAACACAGCCCAGCCACCAGCAACGGCCCAACGGAGAUGAGCUUCGGUCCCCUGUUGGCAGCUGGCACUCCGGAGAAAGACCAAGACUCCUUUAGCACCUCCGCACUGUCGGACGAGAAGAGCAGCCCAGCUUCCGAGAUCAGCAAGUCCUGUUCCGAGGAUGAGAUGGAGUGCCUGGUCCGGCCGUCCUCUCUAACCUCCGCCGACCAGAGCUUCCGACCAUUUUUGCCAGAUGCCCAGAGGGGCAGGAUGGCGGGUGACCAGGGGGACGCUGCCCACGAGCUGGAGGGAUGCCCGGGGGUGAUGUCUGACCACAGGCUGGCCUUCACCUCGGGUGAGUACAAACACCAGAAGGACGAACUCUCGCCCUCGUUCAUCAACCCCAGCCCCCACGAGCUGUCGGACGAUGACGAUGGCCACUCCCAGGAUGAUGUCCGUACCUCUGUCCAGAAGCACUGCACCCCCCAGCCCUUAGGCAGUCAUGUGACCCUGGGCGAGGAGACCCCGCCCACCUCAGGCAGCGAAUCCUUCCCCUUGAAUUCGGACUCUGACGUCCCGCCUGAAACGGAGGAGUGUCCCUCCAUCACCGCCGACGCCGCCAUUGACUCUGACGAGGAUGCGGAUUACCUUCCCGUCGAUAAGACCACCAGCUCGGCUCACCAUGCGUCCGCGCGGCCUGCCCUCGACCCACCACCUGCUCCCCUGAUGGACCCUCAGCCUCACCCCCCGCAGCCCGACGUCUGCAUGGUCGAUCCCGAGGUCCUGGCCAACGAGCAGAACAUCAGCAAGGCGGAGAGGCUGCUGAAGAAGGACAUGAAGGACAAAGUCAAGAGCACGAAGAAAAUGAUGAACAAGUCGAAGUCGGCGUCCCCUGGGCGGAAAGCAGACUCGAAGGGGAAGCAGACGGCGGCCCCAGCCAGACCGUCCCCGGCAAAAGACUCGACGGAGAAAUCACCAAAGGCGGCGUCAACAAAGAAGAAGGAGAAAGACCCGUCCGAUAAAGUCCGAGCCUCCCGAGCGAGUGACGUUCACUCAUCCCGGGUCGAUGACCGCGACGACAUCUCUAGGUCUAGCCAACCCAGCACUGGCAAGGCCAUGGUCAAUGGGGUCAAGUCCAAUUCAGCUUCCACCAACGUCAAGCCCAGCUCUGGAGUGCCCCCAGGCCCUCCAGUCUACGUGGACCUGGCCUACAUUCCCAACCACUGCAGCGGGAAGAAUGUAGACCUGGAAUUCUUCAAACGCGUCCGAUCCUCCUACUACGUGGUGAGUGGGAAUGACCCCGGAAGUGGGGAGCCGAGCCGAGCUGUGCUGGAUGCCCUUUUGGAUGGAAAGGCCCAAUGGGGGAGCAAUCUUCAGGUGACGCUAAUACCGACCCACGACACAGAAGUGACACGGGAGUGGUACCAACAGACCCAUGAACGGCAGCAAGAGCUAAACAUCAUGGUGUUGGCCAGCAGUAGCACAGUGGUAAUGCAGGACGAGUCAUUCCCAGCUUGUAAGAUUGAAUUCUGAGCUCCCCCAUCUCCAGUCACCCUGCUUGCCAACCUGAUGAAGGAACCCUGCUUUGUCAUUCCCUUCUCAUCUUCCUACACUAAUUUUUCUUUUUAAACUAAAGUUAAAAGUGCAUUUUAAGGCUAGAUUUGCAGCUUAAUGUUAAGGAAAGGAAUCAAAAUGAGCGUGACCGUCUCCAUGAAGAGGGGACUAGUUUGGAGACUGAUUUGCUACUAGGGGAAUCCUUUUACUGUGGAUCAUCCAAUAGACGUUACUGUUUCUGCACAUUUGAAGAUUGGAGCUGGGACACCAUUGGAAUAAUUAGUUUAUUCUACAUUCAUUGCAUGGUUUCUUAGAAUUGGAAGGUCGUCUGGUUAACUUAAGAUGAUUGUCAGGUCUUGCCUCCAAGUGGACAGUGUCUAAAUUGAUGAUUAUGUUUGCAGGUUAAGGGGUUUUGAGGAACGUACUUUUUAAGAGCGCAUUUUGUAUGAAAAGAAAAUGUCGCAUUCUAAGCUCAGACAAAACCACACCUUCCAUUACCAGAGCAGCGUCCAAACUGUUCUCUACCCUCGAACUUCGGUCCGUUCAAAAGCAGGUGAUGAAAAUGCGUGAGGUAAG